Messenger RNA from Pipistrellus nathusii (Nathusius's pipistrelle), 1758 nucleotides. NCBI's taxonomy places the organism in Eukaryota, Metazoa, Chordata, Mammalia, Chiroptera, Vespertilionidae. The record is from the annotation of a GenBank genome assembly.
AUGGGGGGCCUGAAGGACGAGCUGCUCAAGACCAUCUGGCACGCGUUCACCGCGCUGGACCUGGACCACAGCGGCAAGGUGUCCAAGUCGCAGCUCAAGGUCCUCUCCCAUAACCUGUGCACGGUGCUGAAGGUGCCCCACGACCCCGUGGCCCUGGAAGAGCACUUCAGGGAUGACGACGAGGGGCCCGUCUCCAAUCAGGGCUACAUGCCCUACUUAAACAAGUUCAUUCUGGAAAAGGUCCAAGACAACUUUGAUAAGCUUGAAUUAAAUAGGAUGUGUUGGACCCUCUGCGUCAAAAAAAACCUCACAAAGAAUCCCCUGCUCAUCGAGGAAGAAGAUUCCUUUAAAGUGUGGGUUAUUUUCAACUUUUUAUCUGAGGACAAGUAUCCAUUAAUUAUUGUGCCGGAAGAGAUUGAAUACCUGCUUAAGAAACUGACAGACGCCAUGGGGGGAGUUUGGCAGCAAGAACAGUUUGAAGAUUAUAAAGUCAACUUUGAUGACGGGAAAGACGGCCUCUCGGCGUGGGAGCUGAUCGAGCUCAUUGGAACCGGACAGUUUAGCAAAGGCAUGGACCGGCAGACGGUGUCCAUGGCCAUUAAUGAAGUCUUCAAUGAGCUGAUAUUGGAUGUGUUGAAACAGGGUUACAUGAUGAAAAAGGGUCAUAGACGGAAAAAUUGGACUGAACGCUGGUUUGUACUAAAACCCAACGUUAUCUCUUAUUAUGUGAGUGAAGAUCUGAAAGACAAGAAAGGAGACAUUUUCUUGGAUGAAAACUGCUGUGUAGAGUCUUUGCCUGACAAAGAUGGAAAGAAAUGCCUUUUUCUCAUAAAGUGUCUUGAUAAGACCUUUGAGAUUAGUGCUUCCGAUAAGAAGAAGAAGCAGGAGUGGAUUCAAGCCAUCCACUCCACCAUCCACCUGCUGAAGCUGGGCAGCCCCCCGCCACACAAAGAGGCCCGCCAGGGCCGGAGGGAACGCCGGAAGAAGCUGCUGGCUGAGCAGGAGGAGCUGGAGCGGCAGAUGAAGGAGCUCCAGGCCGCCAACGAGAACAAGCAGCGGGAGCUGGAGACCGUGAGGAAGAAACUGGAAGAAGCGGCCUCUCGGGCAGCAGAAGAGGAAAAAAAACGCCUGGAGACACAAGUGGAGCUGCAGGCCCGGUUCAGCACGGAGCUGGAGCGGGAGAAGCUGAUCCGACAGCAGAUGGAAGAGCAGGUUGCCCAGAAGUCCAGUGAGCUGGAGCAGUACCUGCAGCGCGUGCGGGAGCUGGAGGACAUGUACCUGCAGCUGCAGGAGGCCCUGGAGGAUGAGCGGCAGGCCCGGCAAGACGAGGAGACAGUGCGGAAGCUCCAGGCCAGGUUGCUGGAGGAGGAGUCUUCCAAGCGGGCGGAGCUGGAGCGGUGGCACCUGGAGCAGCAGCAGGCCAUCGAGACGACGGAGGCCGAGAAGCAGGAGCUGGAGAACCAGCGCGUCAUGAAGGAGCGGGCCCUGCAGGAAGCCAUGGCGCAGUUGGAGCAGCUGGAGCUGGAGCGGAAGCAGGCGCUGGAGCAGUACGAGGGGGUUAAGCAGAAGCUGGAGAUGGCCACCAGUAAGACCAAGAGCUGGAAGGACAAAGUGGCCCAGCACGAAGGGCUCAUCCGCCUGAUAGAGCCAGGUUCCAGGAACCCCCACCUCGUCACGCACUGGGGCCCGGCCGCCUUCACGCGGGCGGAGCUGGAGGAGCGCGAGAAGAGCUGGAAAGGGAAGAAGGGCACCGAGUGA